CCACUUGUUCACACUCUCCGUUACUGCACUUUCAAAGCUUCCCAACAGCCAUAACUUCGAUUUCAUCGACACAGCCAAUAUAUAUAUAUAUAUAUAUAUAUAUAUAUAUAUAACUCUCGAUCAUUAUUCCUUCUUCGUGUUCAUCGAUUCUCAGAUUCUCCUUUGUUAUUGUGGUCAACCGACUUGCUGCAAAUGGCUGCAAAUGCAACUCCUGGCUUCCAAAUUCGAGCAACCAAACAAUGCAUUUCCGCAUCUCACGAUAUUUCAAAAUUGAGCAAUACAAGUUUCAGUUUUGGAAGUAAAAGAAAAUCAUUUAUUGAUUUUAGAGGUUCAUCUUUUAUCUCGCUCACAAAGCCAAUCCAUAGCUUCAAAUUGGCUCCUAGAAAAUUUGAAAGGAUGGUUACAAAAGCAAUGUCUGGAGCAAACGAACAGGUGCCUGUUCCUGGGUUGCCUAUUGAUUUGAGAGGUAAGAGGGCAUUUAUUGCUGGCAUAGCAGAUGAUAAUGGGUAUGGAUGGGCAAUAGCAAAGUCUCUUGCAGCUGCAGGGGCUGAAAUUCUUGUUGGGACAUGGGUGCCUGCAUUGAACAUUUUCGAAACCAGUCUGCGGCGUGGGAAAUUUGACGAAUCGCGAGUGUUGCCCGAUGGUUCGUUGAUGGAAAUUGCAAAAGUCUACCCACUGGAUGCAGUUUUUGACACUCCAGAAGAUGUUCCUGAGGAUGUGAAAACAAACAAACGUUAUGCCGGAUCCUCAAAGUGGACUGUCAAGGAAGUUGCUGAAUCUGUAAAACAAGAUUUUGGCACUAUUGACAUCCUCGUACAUUCACUUGCAAAUGGUCCAGAGGUUAGCAAACCUCUAUCAGAGACAUCAAGAAAAGGAUACCUUGCAGCUAUAUCUGCCUCCAGUUACUCCUUUAUAUCUCUACUAAGGCAUUUUCUUCCCAUAAUAAAUCCAGGCGGUGCCACCAUCUCUCUAACGUACAUUGCUUCUGAAAGGAUUAUCCCUGGAUAUGGAGGCGGUAUGAGUUCGGCAAAAGCUGCUUUGGAGAGUGACACAAAAGUCCUGGCGUUUGAAGCUGGAAGAAAGCACAAAGUCAGAGUCAACACGAUAUCUGCAGGUCCACUGGGAAGUCGUGCAGCAAAAGCUAUUGGCUUUAUUGACAUGAUGAUAAAUUACUCAUUGGAGAAUGCUCCUUUGCAAAAGGAGUUAUAUGCUGAGGAGGUUGGCAAUGCUGCUGCUUUUCUGGCAUCUCCUUUGGCUUCAGCAAUCACUGGUGCCACUGUGUAUGUCGACAAUGGUCUGAAUGCGAUGGGAGUUGGAGUUGACAGCCCAGCUUUUUCGGGUCUUGAUAUCCCAAAAGAUAAUAAGAGCUAGUGUUGGAGACAAUACUAACAAUACUAGUAUGCCUUAUGGUGAUUUUAGGGAAUUUUCUUAUUUGCUAAGCGUAAACAGAAGUCAGCUUUUGUAUCUGUCAUAGAUUCCUGAUAUAUGUCAUUUCAAUUCGGUGAGUGGUAGCAAUUGCUGGUGACACUUUAUCUUUUACCAAAGGGAACUUCAUUUGUAUGA
Lycium barbarum (goji berry) is the source of this 1563-nucleotide messenger RNA. RefSeq names its product enoyl-[acyl-carrier-protein] reductase [NADH] 1, chloroplastic-like. The record is from RefSeq and is a predicted model, not a curated record. Gene Ontology annotation, molecular function: enoyl-[acyl-carrier-protein] reductase (NADH) activity. Lineage: Eukaryota; Viridiplantae; Streptophyta; Magnoliopsida; Solanales; Solanaceae. The transcript is spliced from 13 exons. Gene Ontology annotation, biological process: fatty acid biosynthetic process. Bases 193 to 1371 code for a protein of 392 amino acids.